This is a messenger RNA of Amborella trichopoda, 495 nucleotides long. The record is from RefSeq and is a predicted model, not a curated record. Lineage: Eukaryota; Viridiplantae; Streptophyta; Magnoliopsida; Amborellales; Amborellaceae.
AUGACAGAAGAGAAGAAGAUGAUCUUCUUGAGAAGAAAUGACGGUAAUACAUUUGAAUUCACAAAAGAGGCUGUCAUGCAAUGUGAACCUAUCAAGAACAUCAUAGAGGAUGGGUGCACCACUAGUGAGAAAGGUAUCCCACUUCCUAAUAUUUCCAACGAGACUCUUUCGAAGGUAAUCGAGUACCUCAAUCACCAUAUGAAGGAUGACAAGGGAAAGGGGAAAGCGGGAGAGGAAGAGAAUAAGAAGACUGAGUGGGAACUCAUUGAGUGGGAUGAGAAAUUUUUUAGCAUUGAUCUGCAAACCCUCAUUGAUAUCACUCUAGCAGCAAAUUACCUGAAUGUCAAGAGCUUAUUUGACAAGACUUGCAUGACUAUUGCCAAUCACAUCAAGGAUUGGAGUGCCGAAGAGGUUUGGAAGGCUUUCGAAAUUCAAAAUGAUUUUUCGCCUGAAGAAGAGGAGCAAGUGAAGAUGGAAAACCAGUGGGCUUUUUAA